AUGCCGCGCGGCCAGGCCCGAAGUCGCCACCACGUUGGAGCUCGGCCUUCUCGCGGCAAGCAUGGCGCUCGGUGCGCCGCCGGGCGCCUGGCGCGAGCCGCCGGGGGUGGGCUUGUCCGUGCUGCCCUUUCCGGGGCGCGCGGCGGGGGUGCCCAGUUCCCGUCGGCGUGCACCACCCGCGCGGUGGCGGGCGGCCAGCAGCGGCCGCUGCGGCGGCGGUGCGCCGCCCGACGAACUGCCCCCUGGGGCGGCGGCGAGCGCGCCGCCGGCGGCGGCAUCGCCACCCCCGGCUCCGGCGGCGGAGGCGGGGGCGGGGGCGGCGGACGCGCAGACCUUCAGCAAAGUUCCACCCCCGGGUCGCAAGCCAACAGCACGCAGUCGGGGGGCAGCGGCCAGGGGGCGGAUAAGAACCAGAACAUCGAGUGCAUCGUGUGCGGGGACAAGUCUUCGGGGAAGCACUACGGCCAGUUCACGUGUGAAGCGGUGCAACGGGGUCGAGUACCCCCCACGCAGCCGACGGGGCUGCCCGGCCAGUUCGCGAUCACCAACGGCGACGUGUCGUCGGCGGUGAUGGCGGCGGGCAUGAACGGCCAUUCCUACCUGUCGUCCUACAUCUCGCUACUGCUGCGCGCAGAGCCCUACCCAACGUCCCGCUACGGCCAGUGUAUGCAGCCUAACAACAUCAUGGGCAUCGACAACAUCUGCGAGCUCGCGGCGCGGCUGCUCUUUUCGGCGGUCGAGUGGGCGCGCAACAUCCCCUUCUUCCCCGACCUGCAGGUGACGGACCAGGUGGCGCUGCUGCGGCUGGUGUGGAGCGAGCUGUUCGUGCUGAACGCGUCGCAGUGCUCCAUGCCGCUGCACGUGGCGCCGCUGCUGGCCGCGGCGGGGCUGCACGCGUCGCCCAUGGCGGCGGACCGCGUCGUCGCCUUCAUGGACCACAUCCGCAUCUUCCAGGAGCAGGUGGAGAAGCUGAAGGCGCUGCACGUGGACUCGGCCGAGUACUCCUGCCUCAAGGCCAUCGUCCUUUUCACCACAGAUGCGUGCGGGUUGUCGGACGUGGCGCACAUCGAGAGCCUCCAGGAGAAGUCGCAGUGCGCGCUGGAGGAGUACUGCCGCACGCAGUACCCGAACCAGCCCACGCGCUUCGGCAAGCUGCUACUGCGCCUGCCGUCGCUGCGCACCGUUUCCUCGCAGGUGAUCGAGCAGCUGUUCUUCGUGCGGCUGGUGGGCAAGACGCCGAUCGAGACGCUCAUCCGCGACAUGCUGCUGUCGGGCUCCAGCUUCAGCUGGCCGUACAUGUCCUCCAUGUGACACAGUGCCGCCGUGUGGCGGCAGCUCG
Messenger RNA from Gryllus bimaculatus (two-spotted cricket), 1339 nucleotides. Lineage: Eukaryota; Metazoa; Arthropoda; Insecta; Orthoptera; Gryllidae. The record is from the annotation of a GenBank genome assembly.